AUCCCCUUUCUUUCUCUAACAAACACACCCUCACCAACCCUAGAUUCUCCUAAACGGAGAAACCCUAUUAGAGCCACCAUCACCAUCUCCCCUUUCAUUCUGCUCUGCUCCUCGCGUCGCCAGAAGCUAAGGUCGGUUCGGGGCUGUUGUUGGCAUCGCCGUUUUUCUGUCCGAGCUCUCUUUGUCGCUGCUUCUUUGCUCUUCACCGUUGGUCGUUGCCGCUUCUCCACUCCUCGCCGUGGGUCAUCACUGCUUCUCCCCUCCUUGCCGUGUCGUUUCUUCUUCUCACCUCCUCGUCGUUUUUGGCUGUGGCCCCUUCUCGUCUCCCCGCCAGUCUUGUCGUCGCUGCCUCUCUGCUCCGCACCGUGUCUCACUGUCGUCGCUUCUCUGUUUCACGUUACCAAAAUUCCCAAUUUGAAUUUCUCUAUCUCGCUGGCUCUAUGCUGUCUUUUCCUCUCCUUCACUGGCAAUCCAGAUAACGAGCUGUGUCGUCGUCGUAGGAAGCUCCCUCGCCGUCGUGUGGAAGCUCUGUGGCCAUCGUUGUCUCCUCUGUUCGAGCUCUCUCUCUGUGUGUUCGCCGGUGUCGCCGUCUCCUCUGUCGUCGCCGUCACUCCCCUUCCUCCUCGCCGCCAAUUUCUGGUUGCAGAGUGUUACAUUGAAAUGGGUUGGAAAGCUGCAGAGAAACUUAUUAGACACUGGAAAAUUGUCAGAGGUGACAAUGUUAUGAUCAUAAGGGGUAAAGAUAAGGGUGAGUCUGGGGUCAUUAAACGUGUUAUUCGUUCCCAGAAUCGUGUUAUUGUCGAGGGUAAAAAUUUGGUAAAGAAACAUAUAAAGGCAGGGCCAGGUCAUGAAGGGGGGAUCUUUACAGUUGAAGCCCCACUUCAUGCCUCCAAUGUGCAAGUCGUUGACCCAGUUACAGGGAAGCCUUGCAAGGUUGGGAUUAAAUAUCUUGAAGAUGGUACUAAAGUCAGAGUAUCCAGAGGAAUAGGAACAUCUGGGUCCAUAAUCCCUCGACCUGAGAUCCUCAAGAUAAGAACUACACCAAGACCUACACAACGAUAGAAAUACAGAAAACCAUGAGAGUGUGUGUGGUUGGAGGAAUUAUAAUAAUUCCUAGGAAUUUUAAGAUAGGAAUAUCAUAUUCCCAUGUUUAGUUCAAAGUUUGAAAAACUAUUUCUAAGCAAGUUUGAUUCCAGGGAAUCAAAAUACUAUCAUUUCAAUUCCCACCUUCCCCUUGGGUAUCUUUAAUUCCCAUGGGAAUGGAAUCUUUAUAAUAAUGUAAUACUUGAACCACACACAUCCUGAGGGACACAAAAUUGUUAGAGAAGACAUAGGUACAAAAGCAAGCAAAAUGCCUCUAUCCUAGGAAAGGUUUCCUCUGUACUUUCUGCCCAAAAUAUGGGGACUGUGGGGGAAAUAUUCUCUAUCUUUACUGUCUCGUUGUCUUUGUAUAUGUAUCUUGGCAGUUGACAUAGCUACCAAAAACAGGGCUAAAUGUUCCUGUUACAAGGCCAAUCUCUUCAGUUACUCUUUAGCUAUUCUUCAACCUAGUUUUGUUUGUACCUCUUACUUCCAAUGCGGUGUUAAACUUAAAAAUAGUGUUUGGAAACAGGGGGCUGGAACUGAAACUAGGAGAUUGAGACUCAGUAUUGUGUUUGAUAGCAGAGAUUGGAACUAAAAUUUCAGUCUUGGAACACAAUUUCUGUCCCUCCAGAAGGUGGGGGACACAUGGGAUUGAAAUUUCUAGAGACAGAGAUUGAAACUUCAAUAACAUUUAUUUCCAAAAAUACCCUCACCUACUUUUCAAAUUCCACUAUCUCACUCGCUCCAAUUUCUCUCGCCCUCUCCAUUCUGCAUUCUCUCUCUUCCAUUAUGCUAAGUGUCAACUGUAAGUUCCACCGCCGCCGACGAAGUAUUCUCUUUAGUUUUUCUUUUUCUCCUUUU
Molecule: messenger RNA, 1944 nt
Organism: Arachis ipaensis
Lineage: Eukaryota; Viridiplantae; Streptophyta; Magnoliopsida; Fabales; Fabaceae
Source: RefSeq, a predicted model, not a curated record